CUCAACAUCACGAUACCACAUAACCAUACAACCUCUGAUCAACCCCAACUAAUAACCCCACAAAUUCCCAUUCAAUGUAGCUCACCCCUCUCUGCCACAAUGGCAACCUCAACAACCCCAACCACCAUCCCACCACCCCAAUCCCCUCUCCUCACCUCCCUCGAACGCGACGGCUUCGUAAUCCUCCCCUCCUUCAUCCCCCCCUCGACCCUCGAAGCCCUCCGCGCCGCCGGCGCCCGCACAACCGCCCUCGCCCGCUCCGGCGCCUGGCCCCACAUCCGCACGCUGCCCAAGCAAUUCCCGCCCUGGCCCGCCGACGCCUCGGCGGGGAUCUGGGGCGUGCAGCACCUGCUGCACCCGGACCUCCCUGACCACCUCCUCUUCGCCUCGAGCUACUUCUCGCCGCCCCUCCUCGCCGUCGUGGCCGAGCUGAUCGGCGGCGGCUGCACGGCCGACGAGCUGGUCAUGGAGCUCUACAAUCUGCUGGUCCGGCCCGACGAGGACUUCGAGCUGCGGUGGCACCGGGACGACGUGCCCGCGGACGCGGGGCCGGCGGAGGAGCGCGAGCGGCUGGCGCGGCCGGCGUGGCAUGCGCAGUGGAAUCUGCCGCUGUAUGAGGACGAUAGUUUGAUUGUGGUGCCGGGGAGUCAUAGGAGGGCGCGGACGGAGCGGGAGAGGGCCGCGGGGCCGUAUGAGACGGGGUUGGAGGGGGAGGUUAGGGUGAAGUUGGGCCCCGGGGAUGUGGUGUUUUAUGAUAAUAAUAUUUUGCAUCGCGGGAAGUAUGAGAAGGGGAGGGAGAGGAUGACGUUGCAUGGGAGUGUGGGGUGUGUGAGGGGUGGGAAGGGGAGGACGCGGAAUGUGCUGCAGCAUGGGGUUGGGGAGUGGGUGGGUAGGUGUGAUUUUGGGGGGUUAGAGGGGGAGGUUAAGGCGAGGGCGGAGGGGAUGCGGGAGAGAUUGGUGGAGUUGGGGAAGGUGAGUGGUGAUGUUGGGUUUUUCUCCAAGGAGGAGUGAGGGGGAGAUGGGGAUGAGACAGUCCGUAGUAGGUAUGAUUCAAGAGUCCUACGGUACGAAGAGCACACUUCCUCUUUCCUCUAUGUAAGUGAGUCAAAUUGCAAUCUCGGUAGUCAUAUUACUCCUCUCUACCCUAUC
Mytilinidion resinicola is the source of this 1149-nucleotide messenger RNA. RefSeq lists its product as uncharacterized. The record is from RefSeq and is a predicted model, not a curated record. The transcript has a single exon. NCBI's taxonomy places the organism in Eukaryota, Fungi, Ascomycota, Dothideomycetes, Mytilinidiales, Mytilinidiaceae. Bases 100 to 1011 code for a protein of 303 amino acids.